Molecule: messenger RNA, 1998 nt
Organism: Lodderomyces oxycetoniae
Lineage: Eukaryota; Fungi; Ascomycota; Pichiomycetes; Serinales; Debaryomycetaceae
Gene: YPS7
Product: putative aspartic endopeptidase
Exons: 3
Coding region: 1-1998 (665 amino acids)
Source: RefSeq, a predicted model, not a curated record
AUGAAUAGAUGGGAAGAAAAAGACAAGAGAGGUGGAAGUAACAUACAAUGUUUGGUACCAGGAGUACUUGCUGCGGAUGGAGAUGACGAUAGCGCAAUAUCAACAACAAGAACAGGAACAACACUGCUGCUAGGGAAUGAAAAGACGUUGAGUGAGGUGAGCCGGGUGACACUUGUAGGAGCAACACAGACAACUCGUGCAAAAGAGCUGUCUACUGUGUCGUCAACAGCGACUCCUAUUACAACAAGAACAACAAGAGUGUCAUCAUUGUCAGUCGCAUCAUCAAAGACUACUGAAAAUGAGCAAGAUCAAAAAAUGUUCAAGUUGGUAUUUACUAUAGGAUCUGAUGAUUCGUACUAUAAUGCUCAGUUUCAGUUUGGUGACCAAAAAGAAGUUGGUCUUCGUUUGGAUUUGGUGCAACCUGAAAUUUGGGUAAUGAAUCAAGAGUCCUUUGUCGCCUGCUCCGAGAUUACAAACUGUGCCAGAAGAGGUGUUUACACAAGUACAGCAUUGGAGUCGAUGCCAACUCCAUCGUCUAAUUCCGGUGUUUCAGUGAGAAACGGACAAGAUUACAUUAUUCCAUACAUGAAUCCAAUACAAGCUAGAGGAGAGUUUGUUACUGACAAUAUGAAUUUCAAUAUCACAAAUGGCAUGAACUUGCAAAUGUCAAAUAUAACGUUUCUUGAUGCAAAUGUUACAAAUAUGUAUGUUGGUGGAUUGGGACUUGCAAUUAGGCCCCAAGGCUCUGGCUUCUUACCUACUUUAGUUGAACAAGGCAUUAUACGAUCUCCAGGGUAUUCAUUAUGGUUUAAUACCUUUAAUGAUACCGAUGAUUACGAUGAUUACUUUGCUCAAUUGCUUCCUGGAGUUGUCAAUACAAAGUAUUUGAUUGGAGAUUUAUACGAAUUUGAAAUGUUGCCUCAUAGUGGCACGAAAUAUCCCGAGUACCCAUAUAUAGAACAGGAUUUGGCUCGUCUUACACUUCCAGUUAUAAAUCUAGAUGAUAUUAGAGUUGAACGAUUAGACCUUGGAGAAAGUCUUUCUAUGAAAUCAGAUGAUGAAGCAUUACCGGUCUUGCUUGAUAGUAGAAUCAUUUACUCAUAUUUACCUUUAAGUGUUAUUGUUAACCUCGCCAUACAAACAAAUGCAUAUUAUAGUGCCGAAGCAGGACGUUGGCUAGUCGAAUGCGAUACACUUUCAGCCAGUAAUGCAACGAUUGUAUUUCAAAUUGGAUCAAACUUGUCAAUAAAAGUUCCUAUACGAGAUUUCCUCAUUGAGGCAGUAUUUCGAGAUAAUUUGCUUCAUUUUGAAAGUGGCGCAGAAGCAUGUUAUCUCACUCUUUUACCGAAUAGUGCCUCGGGGUUCAAUGCAUUGGGACUACCAUUUUUAAAACACAUUUACCUCGUGGUGGAUAAUGAAGGCUCAAAAGUAGCAAUAGCGCAAACCAAUAGCUACCUCAAUGUAAAUCGAUCUACUUUGUUUAAUGACAAUGAUGAGAAGAGAUUACAAGCAUUUAAUCAAUCAGCAUUACAGUUUCUCUCAUCAUCUAGCACUAGCACCAGCACCAGCACCAGCACCAACACCAACACCAACACCAACACCAAUUCCAAUUCCAAUUCCAAUUCCAGCUCGAUAGCCUAUAUUGAAUCAGGCACAAUCCCAUUUGCAACAUCAGCAAGCUAUAUCCACAAAAACGGCGUAUUAUCAUAUUCGAAAAUAGAUCAAAAUGUAUCCUAUGAAACAGUGGUUUUGGAUAUUCCUGCUAGACUAAGCGGGGCUGUUAUUCGUUCAGGUUCAAUUUACGUAACAGGAUAUUCAGGUGAACAAUCAGCUGAUACCGAAAUGCAAAUGAGAACUUCUACAUUUGCAAAUCCUAAUUCAGGCUCUUCAAAUAAAGCAUUUAUAAGUUCUACAGUUGGAUAUAAAAGUAAAUUUUGGGUAUUGUUUAAUUAUGGUAUAUUAAUAGCCAUCAUUUUAGGAGUUGCUUUAAUUUUAUGA